CAAAGGAAUGCAGUACUGACGACAAUAACAAAAGGCAGAAUUCUGAUCGGAUAUCCAGCUGAAAAUGAGUAAAGGACACGAUGCUCCCGUGUUCCGUUUCAACAAAGAAGAUGACUCAUUAGAGACGUUGAUUACAACACCUUCAAAGAUCGAGGAGGUAUCAACAUCAAGUUCGACAUCAACUUCAAACACAAAGAAAAGUUUUUUCAAAGAUAAUUUUCACAAGUCGUACAGCGUGGAUGAUGAGUCAACAGCGAUCACACCGAAUAAUGCCAAGGAAACGAAAACGUGGCGCAUGAUAAAGGACAAAGUAGCGCAAGCUGUCGAAGAUUACAAAUCGAAUCGCAGUGUGAAAGACGAAGACUCCGACUUGGAAGACAUUUCGGAAGCAUCUCUCAAGACUGAAAACAUGCCAAAUAUCUCAGAUACUGCAGAUAGUUCGUCGCUUCUCGGGAAACAUCUCUCAUCGCUCAGGAAUAAAAAGAAAGCUGUGUUUUCGAAAUUGUCAAAGAGCAAAGAAUCGUCGCCCGCCAAGACACUCCAGCAAAAACUCACGAAAAAUGAUGUACUUAAUGAUUUGGGGAAAACGACCCAAGUUGAUGUCGAGUCGGGCGUCGAAGUUGUCGAAGAUAUGAUUUUUGUUCCCUCAAUUAGUGUUAAUGACAACGACGUUGCACCCAAUGAACUAAGUUUGCAACAAGAAAUGCAGUUAUUGGAUGCACUGAGAUCUGAAACGGCAAAAAAUCCUCCUGUGACAAUGAAUAUCGAAACAAAAACACAAAAAACGUUCGAUAUUUUGGUGCGAAUUUUCACGAAAGAAUCUUUUAUGUUUGCCUUGCUUGCCGUUAUCGUAACGCUGAUCCUCAAGUUGUCGCUCUUUUGGCAAGGUGCCUUCACAACAGGUUUCCUCAUGUUACUCUACCAUAAUUUCUGUGACUAUUUACGCGAAUCAGUAUUAAACAAGACGACAGAGAGUAAAUUUUCGCUGUUGAACAAAUUCCAAAGUACUUACAACAUUCCAUUUGUCGGGAAAGACGUCAUUGAGGAACAUCGCCCAAUCAAAAGUUAUCGCGGAUGGAUGAACAUCAUCGACAAAUACGAUCCCGAAACGUAUUCCGUAUCGCAAACACAAUCAAUUUACAUGAAACUCGAUGGAUCUUCGUUGCGGAUCUCCUACACAAAAUCCAAAAUCUCCAAACGUCAUUUGUGGAACGAGUCAACGAAGAAAAGUUAUCCGAAAAACUUCACACAUCAAAAGUUUUUCGAACUUAAAGGAGCUACCGUCGAAUUAUGGCCUCGAGGACUUGCACGUAAACGAUACUACAGUCGAAAAUAUCCCAUAAGAGUUGUUUUAGUGCCCGAACAACAAAUCGAGAGCAACAAAAAUACGCCGACAAACGACUUAAUUGACACGGAUUUGGAGUUUAAGGAUUGCACGGAUGACGAACCUGAAGUACUUUAUUUAUUUGCGCGGUGUGAUCGUGAAAAAGAAGAUUGGUUCAGACAACUCAGGGCUGCCAGUAUCGGAGACAUCAACGAUCCAAGCGGCGAAUAUCAAGUAAAAUCCAAAAAUAGUUCGCGAAACAGCAGUUUUCCUCCAACUCCGACAAAAGAACCUGAAUCUGAAACAAAAAAACGAAAUAGUAGUGACUCGAAUAGCAUGAAGGAAUUGGAAGGAGACGAUUUUGAGAAAAUUGAACGUGAAGCAUUUACCUUUGAGUCGAUGAUUCAACCGUGUGCAGCAAGAACUUCAGCUGAAUUCCUUCAAUUUAUUAAAGCAUAUGUGCGAAAACCAUCAAAAGUGACGGAAAAUGACACAUGUUCAUCUUUUGAUCCCUCACAACCGCUUGCCAGUGAAGGUUUUUGGAUUAAUUUAGUUCUCGGAAGAUUUUUGUACGGAAUUAUGCACGACAAGACAAUUAUGGAUGAGAUUCACACAUUUUUCCAACGGAAAUUGAGUGCUAUUAAGUUACCCAAUUUCAUGGAAGAAGUCUGUAUCCAAGAGAUAAAUCUCCGCAGUGACACACCUCCGAUCAUUCACAAAAUCUACACUCCAUACGUUGACGAACGCGGCAUUUGGUUAGAUGCUGACUUAUCGUAUGAAGGUCUUGUUCACGCCACAAUUUCGACAAAAUUGAAUUUGAUGCGGCUCAAAAUCAAGCAGGAAAGUGACAAAGAAGAUGCUCUCGACAAACAAUAUUCCAAAAGUGCUCCGGUCGAAACGAUUUACGACAGUGAUGCUGAAAGCGAGUCAAGUUCAAGCUCAGAUGAUGAUACGUCGUCGGCAACAAAUGACACAAAUGUUGCUGUUGAGUCAACAGUUUCGGGAAGCCCAUCAUCUUCAACGGCACCUGCAAAUAAGAAACGUUUGUUACGCAUCGUGAACCAAAUUACGACUUCAAAUUUGUUUCAAUCCGCUACGGAAAUCCCGUAUAUUCAACGUGCAAUGGAAAAUAUGAGCAAAAAUAUCAAAUUACGAGUAGAAUUAAAGGGAAUUGUUGCACGAGUUGUUAUAAAUUUACCGUCGCCGCCUUCAGAUCGUCUUUGGAUGGGCUUCCGUGAACCUCCUCGAUUAUUCAUGUCGGCAAAACCGACAAUUGGCGAGUCACUUUUCGAUUGGAAUAUCGUAACAUCCGCAAUUGAGAACAAACUUUGUGAUGAAAUUUACAAACAAAUGGUCUAUCCGAACCUAAUUGACGUGAUUAUCGCGACUCUCGGACAACCAACAUACAAAGAAUGAAAGAAUUCGUUGAACAUUUCUUAUUUUAGUGAAUUAUUUAUUGUUUUAUUAAUUUUUAUUUAUAUUUACAGAAAAUUAUAUUUUGUUUUACAUCUAUGGUAGAAAUUAAGAGAUACAUGUUGUUAUAAAAAUAGAAAAAAAAAUUGUAACGAAGUAGUUAAAAAAAAAUAUGUGUAAGAAAACAACAACAAAAAACCUGCCGAUGAAAAUUAAUGUCUUAUGAACCACCAACAAAAAAAAAACUUUAUGUAAAUGUGCUAAAUUUUCCCUAUUUUAAACAAAUCGUUAGUAUUUUUGUGUAUGAAAAACUGCUUUAAGAAGAAAAUAAUUUCUGAAAAACGGGAGCUUUCUUGAGAGUAGAAAUUGUUGUUACCUCAAUAAAAUUUGUAACUGAUGUGCUGAUUAAAGUUGGAGAAAAACAAAGUUUUCAAAAACGGUUUUAAAAUGUUAGUUUAGAAUAACUAUUAAGAAAAUUAUUAAAAAAAAUACA
Culicoides brevitarsis is the source of this 3230-nucleotide messenger RNA. Its product is annotated as testis-expressed protein 2. Gene Ontology annotation, cellular component: endoplasmic reticulum. The record is from RefSeq and is a predicted model, not a curated record. Gene Ontology annotation, molecular function: lipid binding. Lineage: Eukaryota; Metazoa; Arthropoda; Insecta; Diptera; Ceratopogonidae. The transcript is spliced from 6 exons. The coding region runs from base 65 to 2740 and encodes 891 amino acids.